AUGUCAUCUUAACAAACACAAAGGGUCAAACAAACAACCAAAACACUCUAUUGCCUAAGAGACGAAUAAAGUUCUAACAUGGAGGGCCUUCAAGUGUUCAUCAACUUCCGUGGAGACGAGCUGCGCUUAAACUUCGUGGACUCUCUCGUGAUUGCUUUGAGAGCAGCGAGAAUCAAACUUUUCAUAGACAGUGACGAGCAGGUGGGCAGAACCUUACGACACUUGCUCGUUAGGAUCGACCAGUCAAAAGUCGCCCUAGCGAUCUUCUCGAAAGAGUACACUACUUCAACUUGGUGCUUGGAUGAGCUGGUAAGGAUCAAGGAACGCAUGGAUGAUGGCAAACUUACAGGGAUUCCUAUCUUCUAUAAGGUGGAUCCUUCCGUUGUGAGCAAUCUUGAAGGCGAUUUUGGUGAUAAAUUCAGGAGACUUCAACGCGAAAAUCAACAUGAUCAAGUAAGAACCCAGAAAUGGAAGGAAGCCUUAACGUAUAUGACCGGAAUAGUAGGUGUGCACUUGCGUGAAGGAAGUGGUCAGACGGAUAAUAGUUUCAUAGAAGCAAUCGUCGCGAGGGUUCAGGCAGUGCUGGCCGAAAACGCUGCUAGUUUCAUGAUCUAUGCAAAGAGAAUCGAGAUUGAACAUGCGGACAAACCCGAAAAUUGGACCUGGAGCUCAAUCCACGAGGCACAAAACGGAAAAGCCAUUGACAUUGCAACAUUGAAAGAAGUUUACUGGAUGAACAUAACAGGAAAUUCUACAACGAGUAAACUGACACCAGAAACAAUGUACAAAGUUGUGUUCGUGGUUAAGUUCGAAGAGGAUGCAAUUGGAUGGCAUAAGCCGGUGAACUUGACUCUGACACUGACCAUGCGCGAUAACACCACGAUUCAGCAGAAGCAGACAUGUUUGUUAGACACCUACGUAGGUGACGAAGAAUGGGUUGACAUCAAGGCCGGAGAAUUUGUGGCACCACCAAAGGAAGCACCCGCCAGGAUAUCUUUCACUAUGUGUCAGCAUGACGACACCGUACGGAAGACCGGACUUGUGGUAAAAGGUGUCGCGUUUCGUGCAGUGGACUAAGAUGCAAAAUCAUGUCUAAUGGAUCUUCAUUCUUUCAUGCUUCUGCUCGAUCUUCAUAAGAUUCACUUUGUCUCUUUUGAGUUGCUCUAUACGAGUCUUUAAUGGUACCUACUGGUAUCUUUUGCUGUUUUUAAUGCUUUGUUGUUGCAUUUGUUUCGUUUUGCUAUGUUGUCAUGUAUUGGACCAUCUCAAA
Molecule: messenger RNA, 1270 nt
Organism: Brassica oleracea var. oleracea
Lineage: Eukaryota; Viridiplantae; Streptophyta; Magnoliopsida; Brassicales; Brassicaceae
Product: protein PHLOEM PROTEIN 2-LIKE A6-like
Exons: 3
Coding region: 79-1077 (332 amino acids)
Biological process (GO): signal transduction
Source: RefSeq, a predicted model, not a curated record